Molecule: messenger RNA, 3163 nt
Organism: Drosophila kikkawai
Lineage: Eukaryota; Metazoa; Arthropoda; Insecta; Diptera; Drosophilidae
Gene: nerfin-1
Product: nervous fingers 1
Biological process (GO): negative regulation of transcription by RNA polymerase II; regulation of cell cycle process; neuron differentiation
Cellular component (GO): transcription repressor complex; nucleus
Molecular function (GO): RNA polymerase II cis-regulatory region sequence-specific DNA binding; DNA-binding transcription repressor activity, RNA polymerase II-specific
Source: RefSeq, a predicted model, not a curated record
CUGAACGUCAUUCGCAGCACAAACGUCGAGCCGACUGGAGGUCCUUGUUUCCAUUUUCCAGUCCGCAAGGAUCAGCGUUAUCAGUUUGUUGUUAAGUUUGCUUAGUUCCCGUUCCCGUUCUCUCGUUCGUUUCCGUUUCCCCUUCAACGCGUUCAAGUUUUUUUACGUUUAAACGCUAUCGAUGCCAUGGCCCAGACGCAGACGCAGACACAAACCCAAUGCCAGGGAACCGAGACCCUCCGCCAUCCGCACAGCAUCGGCAUCCAGCUGCAGCACAAGGGCAUGCCCCAUGGCCUGGGGCUGCUGACCACGGUGGCCUCUCUGCCGCCCAAGUACCGCAGCCGGUAUCUGAACCUGAAGACCAGGUGCGAAAUUCCGUUGGAUCUGUCGGUGAAGCUGCCCUCGCCGCUGCCCAGCAGCGAUGUGCCGAUGGCCACCACAUUUACCGAGGUGUACAGUGAAAAUGUGACCGAGGCAGUAGUGGAAACUGCGCCGGAGCAGCAGCAGGAGAAGCACGAACAGGAGGCUGCACAGCUAACACCAAAAUCCGACCCCACACCGCCUCAGAGUCCAGAGCUGCUCAUUAAGCGUAAAUUGAGCUGCGACGAUGAUGGGCAGCCGGCUAAAAUGGCCAAGCUUGAAUCCCCAACAGAAACUGUAGAAGCCACGCCAGCGAAACCCAUUAAAGCACUCGAUUCAGCGCCAAGGACCAGCAAGGCCAGUGCCUCCUCCUCGAAAUCCUCACGGAACAAGGCCACGCGCAAACUGAAGUUCGACGAGGAGACCAGCUCUCCGGUCUCAGGCACCAUUAUCCGCCCCUUGGAGGACAUCACCGAUGGCUCGAUGCAGUACAGCAAUGGUGACAUUGAUCCCAAAUACAACAUCGUUGAGAUCACCGAGGAAACCAAGGCCGAGUUGGCUGCCAUCAAGAAUGUGAUUGGUGACUAUGUGUGUCGGCUGUGCAAGAUCAAGUUCGAGGAUGCCUUUGGCCUGGCCCGUCAUCGCUGUGCCUGCAUAGUGCUCCUGGAGUACCGGUGUCCUGAGUGCGGCAAACAGUUCAAUUGUCCGGCCAACCUAGCCUCACAUCGCCGUUGGCACAAACCCCGCAAGGAGGCCACCACCUCCUCGAAGAAGGAGAAUCGCAACACCAUAAACCAGUUAGAGCAGCAGCAGUCGCCGGCGGAGAAAAAAGGAGCCGAGGAGUUGGCCUUCGAUUGCGGGGAGUGCGGCAAGAAGUUCAAGCGGGCGGCUUAUCUGAGAAAACACCAGCUGACGCACCAGAAGAAGCCGCUGGGGAAGCCGGAGGAGAAGCCACUGGAAAUGCAGGCACCAAGCACCACCACCACCAUCACAGGUAGUUUCCAUUUCAACCAGGCGGCCUCCACUUCCUCGGCCAGUAGUUUGCACUCCGAUGAGGGUGUCUAUGCCGCCAGGAGCAACUACGAGUACGACAACGACUACCUCUCGGACAGCAGCUCUUCGGCCUCCUCCGUGGGCUAUGGGCGGCUCCAGAUCGUGGAGCAUGGCCUGACCGAGGAGGAGAGCAUAGCGGCGGCGGCCUUGACCAAUCUGAGAAACUGCGCCUCCGUCAUCCAGCACACCACCAUGGCGCACUGAAAGCGAGUGAGAUCUCACGCGAGUUACUGUUAAGUUUAGUUAUUAGUUGAGAAAUAACCCUGACCUCAAGGGGUUAAUGCAGCUGAAGCAGACCAAAGACAUUAAUUUUAUCCAAAAGGGAAUUUAAUUUUCCAUAUUUUACUAUUAGUUAGCUGGUAAAGUUUAGUUAUUAAUUCGAUUUAGUUGAGUUCCAGUUCAAGAUGAGUUCAGUUCUAGUCAGGCUCUGAUUUGUAAUCCGUACUUCGGUCAGACAUUCCAAAGGUAUUUCUAGUCAUACAUCAUAGUCAGUGUGUAACAACUAGUCAGUGUUGCAACUAGUCAGCUUCAAUACGAUCUCGAAAUAGUCUUUUGAGUACUAGUACUUGUACCAGAAAAGCAUUUCAUCUAGUCAGUAAUUAUAAAUUAGUAGUUGGGAGUGCAAUGAACUAGGUAUUGAAAAUAGUCUAAAAACCAAACUAACAACUUUCGUAUUUUCUAACUUCAUCUGAUACUAACCAGCCUAUAUAUCAUAUUUCAAACUAUCCCUUAACUUUACAACUCUUUCAUUCAUGACUCAUUCAUCACUCAUCCUUCAACAUUCCAUACUUCACACUUUCAUAACUCUUUUUUCAUGACUCAUGCUCAUAGUCACCUUUCUUCUUCAUCUACCAUAAAUCCAUCUACUCAUAUCUCAAGCUCUUCUUUCACACACAUAUCAUAUACAUUACAUAUAUCAUAAAUAUCCACCCUUUAACCAUUCUCAUGUCAUUCUAGUCAUAAGUUCUUGCAUUCCUUCUAGUCACUUUAGAUACGUUAGUACUCCUUCAUUUCGAUUUUUCUAAGUUUGUACUUUGAUAGUACGUACAUCAUUCUUCAUAUUUCGGAUACAGCUUUAGUUCUAUAUAGGUUAUAUACCGAAAACAAAAUUCAGGCGAAAUUGUGCAGUAAUAGGUAUUAAGUUACAAACCAAACCAAAAAGCAAAAACCAAACCCAAACCUAAGUUUAAACAAAAAUCCAAACCCAGUGCUUUGGUAAACCAAAAAACGAGUGUGAGCUCUAGUCAUUUUUUAGGAACUUAAGAUGGGGGGAUAAUAAAUGCCCCCCGUUUAGUUUAGUUAGGCAUAGAAACGGACAUUGGACCAGCGUCUCACUACCAGUCAAAGUAUUGAACAGUACAACCUAGCUAUAAGGGCCACAGGCAUCUCUGAACCGGCGGUUGUGUACUUAAAGCAAUAAUCUAAGCAAUCCCAAUAAUCGGGGCAAUAUCACAGCGCUAUUGUUCCUUAGCACUUGUCAUAAUUGUAAAUUGGUUGUAACCGCAGAGUACAACGAAAUGGGAAACUUUCGCUCAAUCUAGUCAUUAACUCUAAUUGUAAGCUAUAUCAUACGGAACCAUAUCGGUUGAGAUUUUGUGAUACUAAACUCUAAGCCUAAAGUUUACAAGGAUCGUUGUGCUCGAGUGCAUAAACAAUAAGCAAGGAAUAUAGAUUUUUUGACCAAAUAUUUUUAUGCGUAAUAUACACUUGAAAACAAAUAUUUUUAUACAAAAACUACAUUUGGAAAACC